Leptosia nina is the source of this 3858-nucleotide messenger RNA. The record is from the annotation of a GenBank genome assembly. Lineage: Eukaryota; Metazoa; Arthropoda; Insecta; Lepidoptera; Pieridae.
AUGGACGUUAUUGAUACAAUUAAAACAAAUAAAGCAUACGUGAAGUAUAAAAGUUUAGUAAAAACCUGGGAAAAAGAGUUUAAACAGAAAUAUUCAAGGUUGCCUUCAAAGUUUGAUAUUAAGGAAGCUCCCACGAGUAUAAAGUACGCUUAUAAAAAGUAUUUUCAACUCAAAAGUGCAGCUCUUGAGAAUUCACUGUCUGCUUGUGACCUGGAAGACGAUGCAUGUUUAAAAGCAUCUGAAAGUUUUAAUUUGCAAUCAGCAUGGCAAAACUUAUCACAAGAUAAUGUCGUCCAAGACAUAACUUUGCCUGAAUUGCCCAAUGGUCAGGAACUGGACAAAAUUUUUUCAUCUAAAGUAUUAUCUAAGACAACAAAUGGUGGAACACAGAAUAAGUUAACUGAGGAUAUUUCUAAGAAAUUAUUCAAUACUCGAAAGUUUUCAUUUCGAAACCCUAGGAAAACAUCAUUGCCGAAUAGUCUUUCACAAUCUACAAGUGCCACUGGUUCAGGUAACUUAAAUGCAACAAAUGAAAAUGGCUCAUUAACACCAAAUAAUAAAGUUGACCCUUUACUCAUAUCUAGUACAUCUGAAAUAGCUCAAGAUUCAUCCUAUGAACAUAAAGAAAGUGAUGAAAAGCCUACCUCUUUACUCAUAGGUAAAGAUUUCAAUGACAUAGUUAUUAAAGAUACUCAUAAUUCAAUUGGAACUUCUAUAUCUUCUGUAAAUUCUUUUAAUAAUCUAUCAUCAUCUCUUAGACAAAUCAACACUGGUUGGCUGAAACGAGCUCUUGGUUGUACAGAAGAAACACUUGAAAUUAACAAGAGUCAUGAAAAAUUUGGCUUAGCUAAUAUUUCUGUUAACAAUACUAUUGACAAACCUGAGUAUGUUGAAAACAGUGCAUCAGAAGAUGAUGACAUAAUACUCAGUAAAUUAAAACCUGCUUUAAAAAAGAGAAAAUUACUAAAGGGAAAAAAUGCUAACAGUGAUGUGCGACAUAAUGAUGUAAUUAUUGAAGACAAACAGUAUGUUGAUAAACUAGACCGCAAAACAAAUAAACAAACACCAAUCAAAGAUGCCACUUCAAAACUCCCUGAUGCAAGUGUAGAACCACCUGACAUUUCAGAAUAUCUACCUUUUGGAUUAAAAGAAAAACUAUACCCUCGACAUUCAAAAGUCACUGAUAUUCUGGAGACAUUUGGUAACAAGAAAAGCGAUAAUGUUUUAGAAAAUGAAAAUAAUGUGGAAAAUAAAUUGCAAAACAAAAUUGAGAAUGGAACUAUUAAUGAAAAUUUUGUUAGAAUCAAUUUAGAGAAGAAAAUAUAUGCAAGGGGAAAGAAAAGUUUUAAGUAUUCUAAAUAUAAAAAACAAUUAUGGAAAGACAAAAAAGCUUUGCAUGCUGGGAUGGAAUUUCCGGAAUCUGGAAAGAUUACAUGUUUUAAGUGUGGCCUUGGUGGUCAUAUGGCCCGAUAUUGCACUGCACAUAAAGAGAAUAUGUUAUUACCACUAACCGAUGUUGAAGAGAGUGAUAUACCUACUCUUGAAGAUAUGGAUAAAAUUGUGAAUAUUAAGUCUGACAAUAAAAUACCCGAGGCGGAAUUACAUUCUUGUGUGUAUGAAGCUAGUAAAAUACCUGAAAACUUCAUUAAACUACUGGAUAAAGAGUUUGAGUCUAAAAACUGCAUAAAACCAAUCUUAUCAAACCCUCAUGAUAAUUUUGAAGGAUUGCAAAAAGCUCUUGAAUUAUUUGGACAUAAAGAGUUUCGACCAGGGCAAGAAAAGGCAAUAAAAAGAAUAUUAUCUGGUUUGUCUACUUUGCUUUUACUAUCAACCGGUGGUGGUAAAUCAUUGUGCUAUCAAUUACCUGCAUAUAUUUAUAGCCAACAUUAUAAGUGUAUAACAUUAGUUAUUUCCCCAUUAGUUUCGUUAAUGGAAGAUCAAGUAUUAAGUAUGCCUGAAUUUUUAAAAGCAGGAUGUCUGCAUACUAAUCAGCCACCUACACAACGACAAAAAAUUAUAGAGCUAUUAAAAAGUGGGCAGAUUAAUAUUUUGUUAAUUUCUCCGGAAGCUUUGAUUUCCAGUGAUAAUUCCAGCGGUUUUGGGAGUUUAUUUAAGAGUUUACCACCUAUAGCCUUUGCUUGCAUUGAUGAAGCACACUGUGUAUCACAGUGGAGUCACAAUUUUAGACCAAGUUACCUGAUGAUUUGUAGAGUUUUAGAAGAAAAAUUAAGUGUGAAAUGCAUCCUGGGGUUAACUGCAACUGCUAGAAAGACAACAAUUAAAAGUGUCAUUGAACAUAUCAAAGUACCAGAUGAUUUGAAUGGGGUGGUGAAAAAUCCAUCUCUACCUGAUAACUUAUUUUUGUCAAUGUCAUUUGAGGAAGACAAAGAUAAGGCUUUAGUUAAUUUGUUAGCUUCUGAUAAAUUUAAUAAUUUUGAUUCUAUUAUAGUUUAUUGCAUUCGAAGAAAUGAAUGUGAUAGAAUAGCUGCUGUAGUACGAUCAUGUUUAUCUCAACCAGGCAAAGUCAACAUGGAGCCUAAAAGUAAGAAACGCACAAGGAUGUCUUAUGUUGCAGAAUCUUAUCACGCUGGUAUGACACCAGCACAACGAAAAAAAAUUCAAAAGCAUUUUAUGGAUGGAACUUUAAAAAUUAUAGUAGCCACUGUUGCUUUUGGUAUGGGUAUUAAUAAAUCUGAUAUAAGGUGCAUUAUUCACUAUAAUAUGCCAGCUAGUUUUGAAUCUUAUGUACAAGAAGUGGGAAGAGCUGGGCGUGAUGGUCAACCAGCAUUCUGCCAUUUACUUAUGAGCAAGAAUGAGAGUGAUAAAAAUGAGUUACUAAAACACAUUUACGCGAAUUCUAUAGAUAGACCUGUAGUACGCAAACUGCUUGAUAAAGUAUUCAUACCAUGUAAAUGUGUAUCUGAUUCCGUUUCUCCUAGUGCUCACUGUUUAGGUCAUGAAGUUGGAAUACCUAUAGAAAGCACUGUUGAAGAGCUAGAUCUGCCGUCUGAAAAUAUUGCGACGCUUUUAUGUUAUAUAGAACUACACCCAAAGCAUUAUAUAAAAGUACUCAAUAACGCUUAUGUUAUGUGUAAAAUAUCAUCUUAUGGGGGUCCCACAAAGAUACUUCAAGCUGCCAAAAACUGCCCACCAUUGGCAAUGGCAUAUUUAAUUGCAGGAAAAGCUAAUUCAAAUAUAGUAAGUCAAAGUGUUUUAGAAUUUAAUGUAAUAGAGGUUGCAGCAGCUAUUGGAUGGGAAAGUGGGAUGACCAAAUAUCACUUAAAGAAUUUAGAAUGGUGUAUAUCAAGUGGGGUAUCAAGGAGAUCAGCAUUAAAGGUUGAAUUUAAUACUCUUGGUUUUAAAGUGAAGGCUAGAGGCGAUUUAAGCUCAUGUGAACUAGAUACAAUUUUAAAUGAUCUGCACAAUAUAGUGUAUAAUUUAGAAAAACAAAUGUUGUAUCAGCUUGAGGAAAUAUACGAUUGUUUUAAAAAAAAUUGUUCCAAGUCAAAUGAAGUUCUUAUUUAUGGAGACACUCUUUUAAAGGAGAAAUCUGAUAGACUAAAGAGUAUAAUAAACACUUAUUUUGAACGGGAAGAUAACAAUACACCAAUGCCUAUAGUAUUAACACAACGCCCUAUAAAUAUUGAGCAAGUAACGGCGGAUGUGAGAGCCCUUAUUGCGACGUAUAAAGAUUGCAAAUUCACAGGAAGGAGUAUAGCUAGAAUCUUUCAAGGUAUAUCUUCACCCAAUUAUCCGGCAAUAGUAUGGGGUCGCUGUAGGUUCUGGCGCUCGCAUUUGGAAGAAGAUUUUAAUGGUAUCAUAAAAAUAGCAACUCAACAAAUAAUACAAAUGAAAUGA